Monopterus albus (swamp eel) is the source of this 1083-nucleotide messenger RNA. RefSeq names its product vomeronasal type-2 receptor 1-like. Gene Ontology annotation, biological process: G protein-coupled receptor signaling pathway. The annotation marks the transcript as partial. Gene Ontology annotation, cellular component: plasma membrane. The transcript has 4 exons. The record is from RefSeq and is a predicted model, not a curated record. Gene Ontology annotation, molecular function: G protein-coupled receptor activity. NCBI's taxonomy places the organism in Eukaryota, Metazoa, Chordata, Actinopteri, Synbranchiformes, Synbranchidae.
AUGGCAUUGCUGGCUGCAAAGCUUCUUAUAUUUUUGUCUCUCUUUAGGGGCACACCUGUUUCAGCUGCUACUCUGGAUAGCUGUGUUUUCUUGGGAGAAGAGGAGAAAAACAGUCUGUAUGAAGAUGGUGAUGUAGUUAUUGGGGGCUUAUUCCCUCUACACUACAGCCCUGUGCCUUCUCUUCUAACAUACAAAGCAAAACCAACCCCCAAUAUGUAUAAUUUCAGCUCUCGUGCCUUGCGUUGGAUGCAAACCAUGACUUUUGCAAUCACAGAGAUCAAUCAGCGCAUUGACCUCCUGCCACAGCUCAAGCUGGGUUUUCACAUUCGUGACAGCUGUGAUGACAUACCUGUGUCUCUGAGAGCAUUGCUGCUGUUGGUGAACGGCCAGCCAGCGAGCGGCUCCAGAGCCGAGAGUGUUGACAGAGGCGAAGGUGUAGAAAGAAACGUGAAUGAUUCAAAUUUAGGCUGCGCAGCUGUACACAGAACCAUGUCCCCUAUUAUCAUAGGAGAUGCUGCCUCUGGGGUGUCUAUGGCUCUGCUAAGAAGCCUGGGUUCUUUCCAUAUCCCUCUGGUGAGCUAUUUCGCAUCCUGCAGCUGUCUGAGUAACCAAAAGGAGUUCCCCACAUUCAUGCGCACAAUGCCCAGUGACACCUUCCAGAUCAAAGCCCUGGCCCACCUGGUUAGCUAUUUUGGCUGGAGCUGGGUUGGAGUCAUUGGUGUGGAGUCUGACUAUGCUCGCUUUGCAAUCCAGCUUUUCCUCCAGGAGUCAGUGAAGUACAGUGUGUGUGCUGCCUACACUCAUUUCUACCCUAUAGUCCUGAGCCAGCAGGCUCUAAAUGAGCUAAUGGAUGUUAUUGAGCUUAUCCAUUACAUGAAACAAGCUAAUUUUUAUGCACUGGGAGAGAAAGUCAUCAUGGAUCAAAAUGGUGACCCUAGUGCUUAUUAUGAUCUCAUGAACUGGCAGAAGAGGCCUGAUGGUUCAGUGCAUUUGGUUAAAGUAGGCUUCUAUGAUGCCUCGUCGCCUACCAGGCAUGGCCUGGUCAUAAAUGACUCAGUGAUCCAGUGGCCUGUUGGGAAGCAG